Molecule: messenger RNA, 837 nt
Organism: Sphenostylis stenocarpa
Lineage: Eukaryota; Viridiplantae; Streptophyta; Magnoliopsida; Fabales; Fabaceae
Source: the annotation of a GenBank genome assembly
AUGAAACGCAUGGAUAUCUUCUGUGCUUCCCAAGCCUCAACAGCCAUAUGUCUCAGCAUGGAUCAAGCCUCAUGCUCCUCUUCAAACACCAUUCUACUCGGAGGCCGAGCUAUUGACCGCCACAACCCCAUUAUCAAUGACUCAAGAAGGAGCACUUCCAAAUCUCUCACUGCCCCUUGUUCCUCCUCUCAGUCACCCAUCAACCCAAAGCCUUACCAUGAGCUCCGCAAGGCCAAGAAAAACUCUACUGCCAAAAAUGCAACCAAGGGUCAUGAUAAUCACAAGAAGAAAAACACAGCAGAAAACAUCGCUGAACAUGUCACCUACACUUCUAAACCAAUUGAUGGCAUUGUGCGUAGGAGUUUGAUUAAGCCACCUUCUGAUUUAAUCACUCCUCAUGGCUCAGCUAGAUCUUUGCUCAGUGACUCGGUCUUAUUGGAUGCUUCAUCACAUUAUGAUCCAGUUUUGGCCUUAUCUACUACGGUUAAUAGCAAAACUUCUCAAGUUGUUCUUCAAGAUGAAACCAUCCCUGUUUCUAAACAUUCCAGCUCUUCUCAUUCAAAAUCUGGUUCCGAAGACCAGGUUGUUGAAUUGAGGGUAUCUCUGCAUUGCAAAGGCUGUGAAGGGAAAGUGAGGAAACACCUUUCCAGAAUGCAAGGAGUUACUUCCUUCAACAUAGAUUUUGCGGCAAAGAAGGUGACAGUGGUUGGGGAUGUGACUCCAUUGAGUGUCUUGGCUAGCAUAUCAAAGGUGAAAAAUGCACAAUUCUGGCCAGCAAGUGCAUCAGCAGGAGGAUCUGGUACUGUUGAAACAAAGAAAAUAAAUUUAUCCAAUUAA